Trichogramma pretiosum is the source of this 1136-nucleotide messenger RNA. RefSeq lists its product as uncharacterized. NCBI's taxonomy places the organism in Eukaryota, Metazoa, Arthropoda, Insecta, Hymenoptera, Trichogrammatidae. The record is from RefSeq and is a predicted model, not a curated record. The coding region runs from base 303 to 1136 and encodes 277 amino acids. The transcript has 5 exons.
GUGCAGUCACCCUCGCGCUGCCCCGUGCUUUUUUGUUGUCGCAACGCGACGAUGCGCUGCUGCAAUUGAUUUUGCUGCACUGCGGUAAAUCUCAUCUCGCAAGACGCUCGCAGUCAUGACCGUUGCGACGACUACAUUUUAGGCUCCAUCGUUGAUGAUUACUCUUGUAUAUGAAUAAAAUUUUCGUCGAACGAAGAAAAGUUUCGUCUGCAGUUCGCGGGUGAACGUCCUACGAAUUCAGUUUCGCGAUUGAUAAAACAGCGAACGAAGCGAGCGACAACGUGAGCUGCUAUACGACCACGAUGACCGCGAAUAAAGCAACCGAAAAUUCGUCCAACGAAAAUUCAUGCGACGAUUACCCAUCCGAGAGCAGUCUUCCUUAUUACAGUGAUAAAUACGAUUCGGAGCUAGUUUUACGAGAGGACGAUGAACGAGGUCACUCUUUUCAGUCGACUCCCUUAUCAUUAUUAGAUAAAUACUACAUAAUAUUUCAAAGAAGACAGAAACAAAAAAAGAAUAUUGAGCCAAAAAAGCAAACGAACUACCCAGAGAAUCAAGAGAAACCUGCCAGCUCGCCGAGCGCCUGCGGGCCGCCCUGCUACUGCCGCCUCAAGUGCCAGGAGAAGCUGAAGAGUCGACGCCGCGCCCGCAUCCGCAGGACCUUCCUGAAGCUCGGUGCCAAGCAGCGCCUCCAGUACGUGGCGCUGUGCGUGAUCGAGACGCCGAAGCGUCGAUCGCGGCCCCGACUGCAGCCGCUCGGCAGCGAGCGACGCCAGAAGACCCUCACGUACAUACUGCAGGACGGCGAGCGCGGCCGAGCCCAGCGCGUCUGCAAGGCCAUGUUCCUCAGCACCCUGGGCGUCUCGGAGAAGUUCGUGCGCGGCGUCGUGGCCAGGCGGCGAACAUCCGGCCUCGGUAUGCUCGUCAACGGCUCGGCCGAGACGAUGCCCGGCGACGUCAGCGGCAAGCGCUACCUCGACGUGCGACUCAACUGCACCAACAUGUACAAGAUGUAUCUGCAGUGCUGCGAGACUCGCGGCCUGCCCAGGGCCUACAACGUCGGACUGAACUACUAUAGGGAGCUCUUCAAGUCUGAAUUCAAUUUAGAUUUUAAAAGCCGACUGCCUAAGCAAUAA